CUCGAAAUCUUCAGUAAUAAUUCGUUCGGUGCUACGGAGAAAAAGUGGUUCUUUUCUCCGAGUUGUUUUUCCGCGAAGAUUUCGCCUUUUUAAUUUCCAAUAUUACACCAUCGGGCCAUCGGGAACCAGGAAUGUCCGUGUUGGCCGUAGCACAGGCAUGAGAUGUUAUUUUGGGAAAGCCCUGAAGUUUUACCGUUCCGUCGAUACGUUCCUUGAGUGAGUGAGCGAACGAGAGGGUGGCUGUGGGUGUGUGGGUGUAAUCGAAUACGUGCGCGAAAUAUGUAAAGUGCAGUCGGGGAAAAAGGAAACACGACACGCAGCGGAUAACAACAACGUUGCCAACCGGUCGAAAAUUGUUAAUACAUAAUAGGCACGAAUGAAAGUGAUACUGCACAAUCCCUCACUCCAAAGUAUCUCGUCGCGAACCGGUCUGGCAACACAGUCGUCGAGUAAAAUCGCGUACACGUCAAAAACAGAGAGCGACAGACGAAAAGUCAGUUCGACGAGAGACCGCAAAAAGUGAAGGCUAUCGCAGUGCCAGGAAAGCCUAGAAACGAAACAGAACUGCGAGACGUGAGUGUGCGAGUGUGUGAAAAAAAUGUCCUGAAAAAUCACUUCUUUGCUUGCGCCAAUUAGGAAAUGUGUAAUGUUUUUUAAAAUUGUUGUUCAAGAAUGCCGAUUCAGGCGCCCCAAUGGACAGAGUUUCUCAGCUGUCCAGUUUGCUGCAACGAAUUUGCAGCAAAUCUACGUCCACCCAUCAGUCUAGGAUGUGGCCACACCAUCUGCCGUACUUGCUUAGCGACCCUGCACAGGAAGCAGUGUCCCUUCGAUCAGACCAUUAUAACGACCGACCUAGAUAAUCUGCCGGUCAACAAUGCUUUACUGCAGCUGGUCAGUACCAGCAGUACCGCUGGUAUCAGCCCUGGAAGUGACAGCGGCACCAACAUCUCGACAUCGGGAUCUUCCAGUGCAGGGAGCGGUACGCUCGGUGGCAAUGCGGUCGAUCCUGAUCUGGGCUCUCCGAGUGUGCAAAAUCUGAGCCCGGACGAUCUGCAGUGUUACAAAAUCGCCAGAGGUUGCAUCGAGGAGUUGGCUCUGUACCUGAAGCCAUACCCGAACGGAAACGCCGGUGGACUUCUGUCGCGUCCGAUGCAGCGCAAACUAGUCACCCUGGUCAAUUGUCAGUUGAUUGAGGAUGAAGGACGUGCGCGAUCGUUGCGUGCCGCUCGCUCGCUAGGCGAACGAACGGUCACCGAGCUGAUCCUACAGCAUCAGAACCCCCAACAGCUGAGUACCAAUCUGUGGGCAGCAGUGAGAGCACGCGGUUGCCAAUUCCUGGGACCAGCCAUGCAGGAGGAAGUGUUGAAGUUGGUUUUGUUAGCACUGGAGGAUGGAUCGGCACUAUCCAGGAAGGUUCUUGUUAUGUUUGUGGUGCAGAGACUCGAGCCUCACUUUCCGCAAGCGUCGAAGACCAGCAUUGGGCACGUUGUUCAGCUGUUAUACCGGGCGAGUUGUUUCAAAGUAUCGAAACGAGAGGGAGACUCGUCGUUGAUGCAGCUGAAGGAAGAAUUCCGUACUUAUGAGGCCCUGAGACGUGAGCACGAUGCACAAAUAGUACAAAUUGCAACUGAAGCUGGUCUCCGGAUAGCUCCGGAUCAGUGGUCUUCGCUAUUGUACGGCGAUACGGCACAUAAAUCACACAUGCAAAGCAUAAUAGACAAAUUGCAAACGCCGCAAUCAUUUGUGCAAUCGGUGCAAGAGUUGAUAAUAGCACUUCAACGAACAGGUGAUCCAGCCAAUUUGUCCGGAUUACGAGUACACCUCAAGCAUCUCGCUGGAAUCGAUUCCAAUGCCGAGAACCAUGUGCCAACGUGGCGGGAAUGCUCGACCGCCCUCGAGGCAGUUAGACGGGUCGUUAUAGGCCUGGUAGAAUUUGUACAGCACCAUGGCAAUCGAAAAUUGCAGGAACCGGGACAUCUAGCUCAUAAUAGUAAAUAUAAAAUUAGUUUGUGUCGCGAUCUGAAUCUCCGAGGAACGUGUCCACGUGGACCAAACUGUACAUUUGCACAUUCGGAGGAGGAACUAGAGAAGUAUCGCACGAAACAGCGGAAAACCAAUAUACGUACACCGAAUGGGAAAGAUCACGAGUACGUAAGAGAUAUCGGAAUGUCAUCGAGAUCGCAUGGAUACCACUCAUCUGGCGAGGAAGCUUCGCCAAUGCGGUAUCCCAAGCCAACGCCACCGGUUCGCUAUCUAGAUAAAUCACCGAUGAGUAGUCACAGUCACGCUAGUGGAAGUAGCAACAGUAACAAUAGUCACAACAGUCACCUAGCGCCGAUCCCACCACACCCAUCCUACCCAAAUGUGCUACCCCCGACAACGCCACUUCAACACGGUGCCAACGGACGAAACUUCAGUUUCAACCCGAAUUUCCCAACCGGUGGCAAUGGGAACUUAUCCUACGGAACUCGACCGCAACCUCCACCAUUGCCACCACCACCACCACCUGUUCAUUCUUCUGGAGGGGUACGUGGUAAUUUCCUACGACCACCCAAUGGAAAUUACAUUGGACAUCCCCCACCUCCACCAAUGCAGCAUAAUGCUGGAAACGGACCGCCCAUGAACAUGUUACAUGGUGGCAAUCAUCAUCCAUAUCCUGCUGCUCAGCCACAACCAUUAGAGCAAGUACAUCCGCACAUGAUAAAUCAACCACCACCUUAUCUGGGCAAUCAGAGUUUCUCAGAGUUUGCGGAUAAGCUGGAUCAACGUCGCCAGUUUAAUCCGUGGGAAAAUCAACCACCACCAUCUGUUCCUAAUGCAAGCAACGCUGGAUCUGGUGGUGCACCAGCUUCACAGCAUCCAAUAGUUCCUUCGGUUAACAUGAUAAAUCAACAGCAUACGCCCAAACCAGGAAACAAUCCGUCUUAUCCAUCCCCCAUGAUGGGCAACAAAGGCCAUCCGCCGCCGCCGCCACCAAUGACAUCGCAUUCCCAACAUCCUAUGCCUCCACUGCCAUCCCAGCAACAGCAACCACAACAUCAUCCUGGUCACGGAAACAGUAAAUACUACCAAGGGAAUGCUUCGGCGCACCACAAGCCCCGUGAAUACCGUGAGAAACAUUUCAACAACAACAGUAACGCUCGACUUCAUAUGCCUACCGCUAACUCCCAACCUUCGCAAGUUCUUCCGACUGCGCAACAAUCUUCAGCGUUUGAGAACGGUAGCAGAAACCACCUGCAGACUCCACUCCCAACAACCACAGUACCAAUUUCGGCUAGCAAUGGAGGUAUGUACUCGGGGAGUAACGGUAUGAUGAAUGGUUUCCACGGCAGCAGCAUGCCAUUCAGCCGAAACGAAACCCUAGAACUGUUUAAAAUGCUGAACUUGACCUGUGGGUCAGAGCUGGCACACUUUGCUGGGGUCGCCACCAAGGAUAUGUUUGUUCGCUCCGAUUCUCUACUAGCCGACGAUGACAUUGCAAUUUCCGAGAACGAUUUCGCGAAUGCUGCAAACAAUAAAUACGGUCCUAUCUCGCGGAUGAGCAAUCAGUCCGGGAAACAGCGAGGAGAUUUUCCAUUCGCCGGCAACCUGUUAGACACCGAAUGGCUAUUGAGUAUGCAGCAGCAGUUGUACAACGAUGUCACUGCGCUGGGUGAUCAAUCUUCGUCCAAUUGUUCAUCCACAUCGUCAUCAUUCUACCAGCAAUCGCAACAGCAGCAUCCCGCCUCAUCGCAGACGCCCAGUAGUAAAAAUGAACCAAACAACAACACGCUUGAGCUGGAUUUAUUCCAAGUGGACCGAAAACUUUCGGACUAUAAUAGCACUUUAAGCGCAAGCAACCAAUCCACUGCGACGGCAUCACAUCAAUUGCUACAUCAGCAUCAAGUGGAGGCGGCACAGUUGCUCCACCACCAACAACAACAACAACAACAACAACAACAACAACAACAACAACAGCAACAAAAACAACAUCAUCCCCAAGCAACAUCCACUCCGCAGCAUAUGACGGUAUCGGCGGCAGGGCAGUUGCCACCAGUGCAUCAUUCGAUAUCAGCUGCCGCUGCUGGUUUGAUUUCGUCACACCAUCAGCAACAGCAAACCGUACAUUCUCACCAUUCGUCGCCCCAGCCCCAUCAUCAGCAGCACCAUCAGCAUCACAACCAGCAGCAGCAAGCGCAGCAACAUUCAUUCGUACAAUCACAUCAAAUGCAACAGCAGCAGCAACAGCAACAUGCUUUACAUUCGCACAAGCUGGCGGGUCAUCUGACCGAUGCGGUGUGCUUUAACGAUCUGAUGGGAAACGGUAGCGGUGGUGAGUUGAAGAUUCAUGCGUUCAAGGAGCUGAAGGAUUUAAAGGCCCAACAAGCAAUGGCCGGUUUAUCGCCAGUAUCGGGAGUGCUGACGGCAUCGACCUCAUCGUCGUCUGUGGUAUCAGCCCCAACGCCACUGUGGAAUAAUCUUCUCGAUUUGUCCGGUUUGAAGCCAUCCGCGAACAGUAGUGAUCUGGUAGUGGUUGGACACAACAACAGCGCAAACAGCCUUGUUGGUGGUAGCGGUAACAACACCAUACUCAGCAGUACAGCUAGCAGCAGCAUUUGCAGCAGUAACAACAACAACAACAACAACAGCAGCAGUAGCAACAAUGAAGAUUCCUAUGAGGCAGGAAUCGCUGACGAUAUGCGCGAACUCGCGCUCCGUCUCGAAUCCGAACUGGAGUUGGAUGAGAACGGAGUUUGAGUGGUAGAGCAUACAGACAUACAGACACUCGUAACGUAACAUACACACUUGACUGAUUGUGAUCGUUAUCUCCUAUAUGUGAAUCAUAUAUAGGAAAUCGCAAGCUUCGUAAGCUAGCAAUAGCUUACAGGUUCCCGGGUGAGGUAAAAACUGACCAUCAGAGAGUUUUAACAAAUUGUUAAUGUGCAUGAAGCGAUCCAAACCAACAAAUAAAUGACUAACAGAGUGCAAUGGCGACACCUUGCGCGACUAUGAAAGGGAAAGAGUGCGACACGUACUUUGGUUACGGAUGCCCAAACUGUUCAAUGUUUAUUUUAGAAACUUUUUCUUUCUGUUUUACAGAAAACGUGCGUUUUUAAGAAUAUUUUUUUCGGAUCGAAACAAAACAACUGUUUAGGUUUGGUGGGAAAAAGGAAUGAAACUCUAGCAAAACCAUCCCUUCUUUUUCACACAAAUUCAAAGUGAUUAGCUAAUAUAUACACAUACUUAUUAGAGAUUGUGCAGCGAGCAAUAGAAGAGUUGGAAGUUGGUGUGACGAUUGUGUUUGGAGAAAAAAUACAGUAGGAAAAGGAAAAUGCAAACCGAUAGCGUGAUAUAUACCGGAGAGAGGUGAUUUAUUACUAUUAUUACGGAUGGUUAUAACGCAAAUUGAAAGUAUAAUUGUUUCUAUUUAUUAAACGUUUACUUUGCUAAUAUUAUCACUUCGCUAUUCGAUAUUUGUAAUUGCUAUUUUUUACCCACAAUAUAUUGUUUAUCGAAAUUUCAACUCUAGCAUCUAAAUUUAGGAAUGAUUUAGAGCGUUAACAUUGUAACAUGUUUUAGCGCAUUACUCGUGUUGAUAGAACCUAAAAAUAUAAUUGUGAAUUUUAUUUUUUUUAUGAAUCAAACAUUUACAUAGUAGCCAAUUAUUGACUCUUUUUACUGUAAAUUACCGGUUUAAUUCAAAGUAUAGCAUAGCGUUUAAUAUGUAUGCGACAUUCUGUGUAGGCUUUAUAUAUACAUAUUAUAAUAUAUUUUUACGUAAAUACCAUGCGGACUUAUGUAAAAGCAAGAGUAAAACUAUGUUUUUAUCGUAUAACCUGUAGAAUUUUAGUGAUUUGCAGUAACACACAAUACUUACCGUUGCUGUUUCAUGCAAACAUUUGUUACUGAAAAAAAGGGAUAGUUACAGAUUGGUCCUGUUUAAGUGCGCGCCCAGAACAUAUUGUUUUUCUUUUAUAUUUACACCGACAGAGGAUUGCUUUAAAUAAACAAAACGCCGGUUGAUUUUUAUUAAAUCAAAUAAUAGCUUGUUCAAUGGAAAUGGGGUUUUUAACACACCUGCUUGACGAUAUAGCAGAGCUAUAUUUAAUAGUACCAGAAGAGAGAGAGGGAGAGGAGUGAAUCGAACGUCCAGCGAAAUAAUCUUUACACACCGAGUUCGUAUGAAAUAGAGAAAACAGGAAAGACGCUCGUGCUGCUAGCAACAUAUAGUUACUGUUAUGUUUGUAAUGUAGACAAAUUAUUACUAUUAUUUACCGUGUUCAAAACGUUGUAGGAAAAGAAAGAAGCAGAAGAAAAAUCGCUGGAAACUGAAAGUUAACAUUUUGGAUGGCAGAGAAUAGGGGAAGAGAGAGAGAGCGAGGAAAGUUUCUUGUUUUAAAAGAGAUUGCUUAAUGAGAUGUGGUAAUCGAAAAUUACCUUGUACUGUCGCUCGUUUGAUUAGAGUUCCGUUAAUGGAAACGGGAAAACGCUAUAUUUUAACGAAUUAUACGCGCGGAACAAUGUUUCAUACUGAAAGCAAAACAAACUUUACACAAUAAUUCUGUUGUGUUUUCUAACGGCUAUAGAGAGCAUAUACAACAAUUCAGAUUCAGUGGACGAUAGCAAUAAAAACACGGUUAGAAAAAGAGGGAAAUAAUCAAAGUCAACUCUGUUACAAACAACAAUACAAUAAUUCAAUAAUAUGUGGAGAAGAAAGUGAAGAGAGAAAGAGCAUACAAGGAAACAGAUGAAAGAGGGAAAGAGGAGAUGGAGUACUGCAAUUUAUUACGAAACGACAUAAGUAUCGGGCUGUUGAAUCACAAUGUUCUUUGCUGAAGAGAUGCGUGUGUAUGCAUCCUUUGGCAAUCGGGUGGGAUGAUGUCGAUUAAGGAAUUUAUUUGAGGCUGGUGUGUUUUUGCAUAUUUGAGCAUCCUGUCAGUGGAUCCAAUGAACACUAGAUGCGAGGGCAUCAUAAAUUUUCUACAUAUUUUUAGUAGGUACGUUUUGAAAUUUUAGCUAAAUUUAAACGAUGAUGACAUUCAUAUUUUGUGAUAGAACAUUUUGGAACACUUUUGAUAGAACACGAGCAUGCAUUUUUCGGUCAAACUUAUACACACUUAUUUAUAUAGCUUACCUGUCAGACGAGAGCCGGAGUGGCUCGUGCUGUAUCAAGAAGUCGUCUCCAUUCAACUCGGUUUUGGGCUGUUUGUCGCCAGGAUCUCAACACUCGCAAGUCGCUCUUGAUCUGGUUGAGCCAAGCAUGCGCCUACGUCACUCUCCGGCUUCGGUUGGCUUGUGCUCCACCGUAGAUAGUCCGCAACACUUUUCGCUCAAAUACUCCAAGUGCGUUGAGAUCCCAAGCGGGCAAUCAGUGUUUUGUACAGCUCCAACUUCGUGCGGCGGAGCACCAGAUUCGAUCUCAGAGUCUUCCGCACGAUUUCCACCUUGAAUGCAUCUACGGAUCUACUUGCUGCUAUUGUUGUCGGCAGUUACCAGCGAUCCCAAAUACACGAGCUCGUCUACUACCUCAAGCUCGUCGCCAUCCACGAUUAUCCGAGCUGGAAGGCUGACGUUGUUCUCCUUGGAACUUCUUGCCCUCAUGUACAGGGCCUUUCAAAUUAAACGCUCACGCAACAAAUUUUAAUAACAUCUACAAAAGUGAACUGAUUUCUAUUUUUAAAAAACGAAAAUAAAGCUUAUUUUAAGACAUUUUCGAUGUGACCACCUCUUUUUUCGAUAACGCGUUUUAAACGGUGAACAAAAUUCUUCAUGCACAACUCUAACAUUACGGCUUCGAGUUAUUUCGUCUUUAAGUUCCUCCAAAUUUUGUGCAACGGCCCUUCAUGUACCCCCAGAGGAAGUAAUCGACGACGAAAAAUGUUGAAAUUUUACCAUAAGAGGACAAAGUUUCAUUAAGGCUUCGGUUGCUCGAGGAAUACGAUUUCACUGAAAAUACACGUUCUUGUAAAUUGUAUAUCUUGACACUAAAAACCAUCCGAUGAGAAUGAACGAGUAGCCGAAUAUUAUUGUUCCGAAGUAGGGAAUGCAGUGUUACCAUCGACGGAGCGAAAAAAAAUUGUUGCGUGAGCAUUUAAUCUGAAAGACGCUGUAUCAUGAGGGCAUUAUGAGUCUUUUUUGAAUCCGCUCAAUUCGUGAAGCGUGGACAACAUGAUAUGGAGCCUAAAUUUGUAUUCCAUAGCGCAGCGUUGCGGCGUAAAAAUUCAGACAUGGCAUUGGCUUUCGCAAUCGACAUGGAUAUAUGUUUGUUGAAUCGUAGUUUUCUCUCCAUCAUCAGUUCAAGAUCGUUUGUAGAAUCGACGCUUGCAAGCGUCAACUGGUCCAAGUAUUCGAGUAUUCGAAUCUGAUCGGCGACUGAUCACAGGAUCAAGGUCAUCACCUUGCAUUUGAUUGUGUUUACUUGCAUGCCGCUCAACUGACACCACCUUAUUGACCGAGCAAUAUCAGUUUGAAGCGCACAGUAAUCUAGCAUCGAGUUGAUCGUGCGGAAUAACUUAAGAUCAUCAGCGUAUAGCAACUUACAGGAGCUUAAGAGGUCACAAAGUGAUCGUUGAUGAAUAAACCGAAGAUCAGAGGUCCCAAGUGACUGCCUUGCGGAACACCUGAUGAUAUUUCGAAGAUCUCAGAUUUGGCAUCAUAAGCCUUGACGAAGGCCUUCCUACAUGACAAGUAAGAGUUCAGUUAGCGAACAAUCCAUGGAGGCAGACCAAGGCGAUUCAAUUUUGAAACGGCGAGAUUUAGAGGUACUUUAUCGCAAAGCCUUCGAGAAGUCCAUGUACACGGCGUCUACUUGUUGACGUUUCUCGAUGCUGCGGAUAACUGUGCUGGUGAAGGUCAUCAAGUUAGAGGUUGUCGAAUGCUUUUUCAUGAAUCCAUGUUGAGAAUUCGAGAUCAUUGACCGCACAGCUGAAUACAACUUGUCAUGCAAAAAUCUUUCUAGCACCAUGGCUAAACAGCUCAAGAUCGAAAUGGGCCGAUAAUUUUCUACAUUGUGCAUAUUACCAGCCUUGAAGAUCGGUGUGAUUGAUGCAAGCUUCCAAACAUCCGGAAAAUCCAUAAGGUCAUCCAUAAGGUAGUGGUUAAAUAUAAGCAUGACGGGAGCGGCUAACGAUGCUGCACAGUUCUGGACGAAGGAUGGUGGAAUAUAGUCCGGACAUGGACCCUCUCGAUGCAUCAAUGGAUGGAUGCGUCAAUGGAUGGAGUCUCACGCUAUAUCUGAUGGAGAUCAGGGGCUAGUACCCCGUUAUCUGCUGCUGGCUCACCCAAGUCACUUCCGUCUCCGCUUUCGCUUGCUGCAUCAUCAUUCAGGUGAUCGUUUUGAGCAGCUUCUAGCCUGGAGUACAACCGUUCCGUUGUGUAACAAAUUUAACAUUUACCAGGAUGCACCGCUCGGAGGCGAAUUGCUUUACAUCUCUACAUACAUUAUACACAUUUAUCAUCCUCAUAUUAAGGAUGAGCACCUUCCAAGUUCUUGUUCACGGCAGUCACAAGCAGACACACUAGCCCAAAUAGAAUCUCUUGGGGGUUCCCAUCCCAAACGGAGAACAUCAACGUGGUGCAGUUUUUUAAACCCAAUGGGUUCAUUGUGAAUGACUUACAUUCAUUAUUAUUUAUGUUUAUUAUAAAUCAAAACAAGAUGAGAAAGAAGAAAGAUCGAUCGCAGAUCGUGAUGUAAUCGGAUCGGGUGUGCGAUAACAAGAGCGGGAGAGCAAGAACGAGAGUAGUGUAUGCUACAUCCCAACCAACACCAACAGCACAAGGCGAAAAAAAACACUGAUAACCGAUGAGAGAAAUUGUGUGAAACACAUUUAUAUGAAGAGGGUGAGAAGAAAAAAAACCAGAUGUUGUAGAUAUUAUAAAAUCAAUAAUAUGGAAGGCGUUUAUAAAUAAACAUGGAUCAUUGUUAAAUGGUAUAACAUAACUAAAUCGAUUCUGAUCCUUAAAUCGUUAGACUAACGAAUUAAUUAAAAGAGAUAACACUAAAUUCAGCAGUUAAAAAUCUUAUAAAUACACGAAGAAUUAAAUGAAAAGAAGGUUAAGGUAUAUAUACAUUUAAAGCAUGUGUGUAAGCAUUUUUGAUCAUUUGGAAAAUCGUAAAUCAAGAAAGAAAGAUAACGAAACUAUAUACAUUUGAUUAUAUACUAGGAUUACCGAGAGAAGGAAGAAGGAAACAGUUAACAUUUGAUAUAUAUUAUUUUGAGGACAAACAAACAUUAAAAUCAGAGUAAAUUAUAAAUUCUUUAAAGCAAAGGAAUUAAUCACCACCACGUACAUGGUUACAUCUUUUCAGAGCUAAAGGGUGGCUAAAUGACGAAAAAAAAAAGAAGAAAAAGAAGAAGGCCAUUCACAUCAGUACAAAUCACCAGAGCCACGUAAGAACGGUCCCGUACAGUCACAGACACACAGACACAUACACGCACUGCUAGUAACGGAGGUAAUUCAUUCAAAAUUUUGAGCAUCCGCUCCAGUUUACUUGUUUGUUUUAUAUUUCUGCUCAAAUUUAGUUCACUUUAUGCUACUUGAAUACAUCUAAUGUAAACUUAGAACAAUGGCGAUUUGUUUUCUGUGCGUUUUAUAUAUUUUCUGCGAUCCAAGCAAGCUCUUAUAUUUCAUAUUUUGUUAGAAGCGAGAAGGGUGGUGACUUAUGAGAUUUAUAUGUUCUGUUGUUAUUUACGUUUUCUUCUCAGUAGCCUCUAUUUUCGUAGGCCACGCGGAUCGAACUGCAACAGUAGCUGAAAAGCAUCAAAAUAUGAUUUUCUGUCAAAUAUUCUCCAUUGGAUAUUAUUUUAAUUUAUUGCUAUGAUCUAUUUUAUGUUAUCAUCGCUGGAGAGAGAGAGAAAUAUCGCAAUCAAAUCAAAUAGCUAGCGAAAAUAUAAGAUCAUUAGAAUUCAA
Messenger RNA from Toxorhynchites rutilus septentrionalis, 10890 nucleotides. RefSeq names its product roquin-1 (gene roq). NCBI's taxonomy places the organism in Eukaryota, Metazoa, Arthropoda, Insecta, Diptera, Culicidae. The transcript is spliced from 5 exons. Gene Ontology annotation, molecular function: metal ion binding. The coding region runs from base 673 to 4737 and encodes 1354 amino acids. The record is from RefSeq and is a predicted model, not a curated record.